Molecule: messenger RNA, 804 nt
Organism: Spirodela intermedia
Lineage: Eukaryota; Viridiplantae; Streptophyta; Magnoliopsida; Alismatales; Araceae
Source: the annotation of a GenBank genome assembly
AUGCUUCUCUACUCGGUGGAAUCAUCUAUCCAAUUAGUUUCCCGUGUGGAUAAGACGGCGAUCGCCGGUGUGAGGCUCUUGCCGAGAAAGCUGGCUUUACUAGCGUUGUGCCUGGAUGAUAUCAAGACAGUCAAGAACAAGCUCAAUGCGGUAAGCUUCUACUGUCUAUGACGUUUAUCACGCUAUCCUUAGUUGCUCACCAAGGGUGAUUGAACUCACAAGAUAUAUGGGUUAUUAAAAAACAUUAUAGGCAAAUUUCAAUUAUCUAAUUAUUGUGCCCUAAUACUGAAUCUCUUUGGUCCAAAGGUACCCUCUCAGAAAUAAUUCUCUGUAGAAAUUUCUCAUUUCUCAACUAUUAGAUCCCCUUUUCAAGAACCCCCAGUCAACCCAAGCAUAUUUAUUUCACAGAUUGGUUGAGUCAUUCCUCAUGUUUAUGUUUACAGGCUAUAGAUUUUCUCAACCAUCAGCUGUAUUCCAACACAGACCUAAUCCUCUCGAACAUCGUCGGCCCUUUGGACGUUGUCACAUUUGCAAAGAAUCACAUCACUAAGAUUUGGGUUACAACAACCAGUCCACCUCUGGUAUGUUUUUCUCUGUGAGCUUCCACUGUUGUGACUGAUGGGUAAGUGGUACGAUAAAAAUGGUGCCUUUCUCCGAGUGCUGCAGGCUCUAGAGAUCCACAUGCUGACCUACAAUGGAAAGGCGUUUCUAAAUGUCCUAGUGGCUGCGGACAUCAUCCCUGCCCCUGAGCUGCUGUGCAAGUCCAGAGUGAUGGAUGCUGAAGACUAUGGAUCGGAGUCGUGA